Molecule: messenger RNA, 1323 nt
Organism: Naegleria fowleri
Lineage: Eukaryota; Heterolobosea; Eutetramitea; Acrasida; Naegleriidae
Exons: 1
Coding region: 1-1323 (440 amino acids)
Biological process (GO): protein phosphorylation
Cellular component (GO): cytoplasm
Molecular function (GO): protein serine/threonine kinase activity; ATP binding
Source: RefSeq, a predicted model, not a curated record
AUGGUCAAGAUCGCCACCAACCAUCAUACCGUAAAAGCAAAAUCCAUUUCCUCAUCAUCAUCGGAUGGAAAGGCUUCUUCCAACAACAACAAUAAGAAUUCCACCAUCUAUGAUGAAAACGAUCAUGAAUGGAUCACCCAACACAAUCCUCUCUUUGAUUGUAACUUUGCCACCUUGUUAGAGAUUACCGAUGGAGUUCUGAGACCACCUUGGGCAACAACAACGACAACAACAACGACCACCUCUUCUCAUCAUCCUUCUCCGAAUCAACACACCUUCCGUAUGCCUUCCUAUUGGAAAACCACAUCUUCUUCUUCUUCUUCAGGUUGCAGCAAACCUCGGAAACGAAGAGGCUCUUCCAUUCUCGCUCUCGCUCAACCACCUCAUGUGCCUUCUCCAGGUAGUGGUGGAGUUGCCAAGAUGGAAUUUGAAUUCAAUUGGCAAGUACAAGAACACUUUAUGGCCAAAUUUGAAAGUGUGGAGAGAAUGAGUCGAAAACCUCCUCACUCUUCCUUGUAUCAAGUGAAAUACUCGGAACAUGACUCGACGACACGACGAGUGUUGAGACUCAUUCAGGCUGAGAAUGCAAUACAUGCGAAACAAUUGGUGGACACGAUGGAGAAGAUUCGAUCCAUGACCAACUCACACGAAUGUUUUGUGCAAAUCUAUGAUGUGUGUUUGGUGGGAGAAAAUACAGUGGCCAUUGAGAUGGAAUAUAUUGAAUUGGGAGAUUUACAAACCUUCUUGGAGGAGGAAGGAUUGUUUUUAUCGGAUGAAAUGGUUCAACAAGUGAUUGCUCAGGUGUGUCACGCCCUUCAACAUUUACCGGAGAAGCAACUUCAUGGUCAUAUACGACCACAUAAUAUUUUGAUUCGUUCCUUUAACGAUGAUGAGAAUGAAAUUAAGAUUGCCUUAUCUGACUUUGGAUGGAAAUCACCAAGCUUGACUCGAUCGAGUCGAGACAAACGAUUUGUCAUUCCAUCCAAGAAAAUUUCUACUUUGUGUGAAACCUUUUCUGAAACAAGAUCCAGUGACAACAACAACAAUGUCGAUCACAAGAUUGCUGGCGAAAUUUUCCACUUGGGUGUUACAUUAUAUCAACUUUGUAGCCGAGACAAGGAAGUCAUAUUGUCUCAACUCUAUGAACAGCAAGAUCUCGACGAGAUCAGCGUGAGAGAAGCUUUAGCUGCUCGUUUAACAAAACACUACCAAUACAAGACAGAAGUGGUAGAUGUUAUUUUGCGAAUGAUUUCUCCAAACAAUUUUGAUUUACUGAGUGUGAAUGACUUACUGUCAAACCUUAAUAUGGUACGCUCACUUUGA